GGGGAAAACAUCCGUCCUACAUAUUCAAAAACUACACGAGAGCAUGAAGAAUUUUACGACAUACAGCUCCCAGAUCGGCGCAGGCAGGCCGUUGUCGUGUGCACAGUUCUCGCCCGACAGUACAAGGAUAGCUGUCUCGGAUUGGUCAGGCGCAGUCACGCUAUGGGACAGCAACUGUAAACAAACAUCGCGGUUAAGAG
Messenger RNA from Sphaeroforma arctica JP610, 200 nucleotides. RefSeq lists its product as hypothetical. NCBI's taxonomy places the organism in Eukaryota, Ichthyosporea, Ichthyophonida. Gene Ontology annotation, molecular function: protein binding. The transcript is spliced from 2 exons. The annotation marks the transcript as partial. The record is from RefSeq and is a predicted model, not a curated record.